Messenger RNA from Closterium sp. Naga37s-1, 813 nucleotides. The record is from the annotation of a GenBank genome assembly. NCBI's taxonomy places the organism in Eukaryota, Viridiplantae, Streptophyta, Zygnematophyceae, Desmidiales, Closteriaceae.
GAGGAGGUGGGGCGGUGGGAGGAGGCGCAGGAGCAGAGCGCCGAUGCCGCCACCACCAUGCUGCUCGCCGCGCUUCGACGACUCAAGUCGGAGCCACAGAGGCAGCGCCUGGAGAGGGGCCUGCCGGGGUGCGUCCUGUAUGCGGACGACCGCCGCCUGAGUGCAUCCUCGCUAAGAGCUGCUGGCAGUGACUCGUUUGAAGCGCAUGGGCGCGAGUUCCCGUACUGGCUCGCCACCAAGCUCAUCAACCGGGCGUAUGCGCAGCGCCACGGGUACCGCUUUGUGGAGAUGGGCGAGGCGGACAAGGACCCAGGCAGACACCCCUCCUGGUUCAAGGUGCGUUUCUUACAGCGCCAGCUGUCUUGCUGCUGCGAGUGGGCGUUCUUCCUGGACUCAGACGCCUACUUCCGCAUGGACAACCACCGCCUGUCCAUUCAAAGCUGGGUGGAUCGACUGACUCUGCCUCACUACUUUGACUGGAUCGCCCGUGACUACAACAUCUCGCUGGCCAACCAGACCUGCUUCCCGCGCCCCCCCUCCUCCAUCUUCUCGCACUCACCUCCCGUCUGCCCCCCGUCACCUGUGGGGGCCGGGCAGGGUGGGGGAGAAGGCGAGGCAGGAGAGGGGGGGCAUUGGGGAGGUGGAGGAGGGGGGGAGGGGGAGAGCCGGGCGGCGGUGUGUGUGGUGGCGCCGCGGAACGAUGAUGAGGCGUCGGGGAUGGCGGAGGGGCGGGCGGGGGCGCUGUUCAACGGCAGUAUGGAGUAUGUGAAUGCCGGGGUCACACUCUGGAGGCGCUCCCCGCACUGCCUCAAG